This is a messenger RNA of Papaver somniferum (opium poppy), 3094 nucleotides long. Its product is annotated as isoamylase 1, chloroplastic-like. The transcript is spliced from 18 exons. The coding region runs from base 328 to 2718 and encodes 796 amino acids. Gene Ontology annotation, molecular function: hydrolase activity, hydrolyzing O-glycosyl compounds. The record is from RefSeq and is a predicted model, not a curated record. Gene Ontology annotation, biological process: carbohydrate metabolic process. Lineage: Eukaryota; Viridiplantae; Streptophyta; Magnoliopsida; Ranunculales; Papaveraceae.
AUGGAUACACCCGAUCUAAACUCGUGAAAAAUAUCUUCGCGCGAGAAUUAUAAGCCUAAAAUAAUGAUCUCGUUAUCUGUAGUCCUUGCACAGUCCUCUCAGUCCUUUUCUUUUCUUUACCAUCACCAAAACAUAAAACCCUAAAUGCCUCUAAAUCACAAUUAUCAAGAUCCUAGUUUCUUUUUUCAAGCCCACAUUUCUUCAAAUCAAAACCCUAGUUUCUUUUUUCCUCACUUAAUGAACUACUACUAGUCUAAUGUGCAUUUCAAACCCUAAAUAAACCACAAAAAUGUUCAUUAAAACCCUAACUAUUUAUUGAAUUUCUUGAUGGAUUUAGUACACAACCCAUCAUUCUUACCUGGGUUUAGCUCAAUUUUGGAAACAAAAUGGAAGAUGGUAAUGAAUUUACAACAACAUCAAAAAGAGGGAAAAAAGAUGAAUGGAAGGGUAAAAAGAUCACUUUGUGUUAGUAGUAGUAGUGUAAGUAAUGGAGGAGGAGGAGGAAGAGGAGCUGAAAUGGUGGUGGAAACUGUGGAGAAACCUAAUAAGUUGUUAAGUAGUAAUUUUGAAGUUUUUAGUGGGAGUCCAAUGCCCUAUGGUGCGACUGUGAAAAAUGGUGGAGUGAAUUUCGCUGUUUUUUCUGGUGGUGCUGUUUCUGUUACUCUCUGUCUCAUUAGUCUUUCUGACUUACAAGAGAAUAAAGUAACGGAGGAGAUCCUGCUUGAUCCAUUGGCUAAUAAGACUGGUGAUGUCUGGCAUGCAUUUUUAGUGGGUGAUUUUAAAGACAUGCUAUAUGGUUACAAAUUUGAUGGGAAGUUUUCUCCGGAUGAAGGGCACUAUUAUAACUCUUCUCGGAUUGUAGUGGAUCCUUACGCCAAGGCAGUUAUAAGCAGAGGAGAAUAUGGUGCAUUUGGACCUGAUGGCAAUUGCUGGCCCCAAAUGGCUGGGAUGGUUCCCUCAUCUGAUUUUGAGUUCGAUUGGGAAGGGGAUUUACCUUUGAGACAUCACCAGAAAGACCUAAUAAUCUAUGAAAUGCACGUUCGUGGGUUUACAAGGCAUGAAUCAAGCAUGACUAGCAGCCCUGGAACAUACCUCGGUGUGGUGGAGAAACUUGAUCACCUCAAGGAACUUGGAAUCAAUUGUAUAGAGCUAAUGCCUUGUCAAGAGUAUAAUGAACUUGAGUACUUCAGCUACAACUCUGUCCUGGGUAAUUAUAAGAUGAAUUUCUGGGGAUAUUCAACAGUCAAUUACUUUUCACCAAUGAUAAGAUACUCAUCUGCGGGCAUACGCAAUUGUGGGCACGAUGCUAUAAACGAAGUCAAGUUUCUUGUCAGAGAAGCACAUAAACGAGGCAUUGAGGUGAUCAUGGAUGUCGUUUUCAAUCAUACCGCCGAAGGCAAUGAGAACGGCCCUGUUUUAUCUUUUAGAGGCAUCGAUAACAAUGUAUAUUAUAUGCUGGCGCCAAAGGGGGAGUUUUAUAACUAUUCGGGUUGUGGUAACACCUUCAACUGCAACCAUCCUGUGGCACGACAGUUUAUAUUGGAUUGCUUGAGAUAUUGGGUAACUGAAGUUCAUAUUGAUGGCUUUCGUUUCGAUCUUGCAUCUAUCAUGACCAGGAGUUCCAGCCUUUGGGAUGCGGUGAAUGUAUUUGGGAACCCAAUAGAAGGUGACCUGCUGACCACUGGUACCCCACUUGACAGCCCCCCAUUGAUCGAUAUGUUAAGUAAUGAUCCAAUCCUUCGCGGAGUUAAGCUUAUUGCCGAAGCAUGGGAUACAGGCGGUCUUUAUCAAGUUGGGAAAUUUCCUCAUUGGGGUAUUUGGUCAGAAUGGAAUGGGAAGUACCGUGACAUAGUGAGACAGUUUAUCAAGGGCACCGAUGGAUUGUCAGGGGCUUUUGCUGAAUGUCUUUGCGGAAGUCCAAAUCUAUACCAGGAAGGGAGGAAACCUUGGAACAGUAUCAAUUUCAUAUGUGCACAUGAUGGAUUUACUUUGGGGGAUCUUGUGACAUACAACGAAAAGCAUAACCUGGCAAAUGGAGAAGACAACCACGACGGAGAGAAUCAUAAUAACAGCUGGAACUGUGGGCAGGAAGGGGAGUUCGUAGGUUUUCCUGUGAAAAAAUUAAGGAAGAGACAAAUGCGGAAUUUCUUCCUUUGUCUCAUGGUAUCGCAAGGUGUUCCCAUGUUUUACAUGGGUGACGAAUAUGGUCACACAAAAGGCGGCAAUAACAAUACGUAUUGCCAUGAUAAUUACAUUAAUUAUUUCCGAUGGGAUAAAAAGGAAGAAACGUCAUCUGAUUUUUAUAGGUUUUGUUGCCUGAUUACAAAGUUCCGCCAUGAAUGUGAAUCACUUGGGCUGAAUGACUUCCCAACGUCUGAGCGGCUGCAGUGGCAUGGACAUGCACCUUGUGAGCCAAACUGGUCAGAGACAAGCCGGUUUGUGGCGUUCUCAUUGGUUGAUUCAGUGAAGGGAGAGAUAUACGUAGCCUUCAACACAAGCCAUUUGCCUGUCAUGGUUACUUUACCGGAACGGCAAGGUUACAGAUGGACCCCACUAGUGGACACGAGUAAAGCAGCUCCGUUUGAUUUCCUCUCCGAUGACGUCUCGGAGAAAGAUCUGGCUAUCAAACAAUACGCUCAGUUCCUUGACGGCAAUCUAUACCCAAUGCUUAGUUAUUCAUCAAUCAUCCUUUUGCUUUCCCCAGAAGACCAUGCUUGAAUUUGUUUGCCGUCUCCCUUUAAAUAAGGAAACUAAUGUUGCACCAGAAUCACCUAUAAAUUGCAUCUGGUGAAUUUCCUAGGUAUAGAUGCUGUAAUUACAAGAAGUUCAUUAGAAUAUGUAUAUAAAUGAGUCGUUACUUAGAACUGCCAGUGAACCAAUCAGAAAUUAGUAAGUAUCAUUAGGGGAUCUAAAUAAGCUAUACCACUGCUCUGGUUUACUCAUCUGUUGAUCAUUUAUAUUUAUUUACAAAUUGAAAAAGUUAAGAGAUGUAACAAUGUAGCAAUUGUAUUGUUCUUGAUAAUGUAAUGCUGAUCCAUAAAUAUCGAAGUUACUGAUCGAAGCUAUCAAUUUUUACAUUGAUUUUUUGCCGGCA